CAAUUUUCACACUAACCCGCGAAUUGUCAAGAAGGUUCAAAAAUUGGGUUUGACUAAUGGAUGCUGACACAGAGAAUAAUGCAUCUGCUUCCAUUGAAGGAGUUAACGCCAAUGAAGUGGAGGCAGAAUCAAAUACUAUCGACUCUCUAGAAGUUUUGUCAUCCAGUGGUAAUGUCACGCAAGAAAUACCAAGUGUCGGGGAGAUUUUAACAAGGCUUGAACUAGACUUAGCAUGUUUCUCUGAGAAACUAGUUAAUUUAGAUCAACUUGUGAUGCAUGUGGAAACAAGAGAAAGUGACUUUGAGGCUUUUGCCUCCGAGAAGGAGCACACUUCAAAUGACAUUGUUGAGAAGGCAAUUGAGUUUGACCUCUUAUCUGGGGUCCUAGAUUCGGAGGUGAGGGAGCUAGGCGGUUUAUUAUCCACUGUUGCAGUGGAGAUUGAGAAUGUGCGGAAGGUCAUAUCUUCACAUGGGCAUGUGGAUGAUGAGGCUUUCAUUUUAAUAGAAGAGAAGUUACAUGACAGUGAAAAAUCCCUCAAGCAGUCGCAGGACAACCUUUUAGAAUUAAGGACGCAAUGUACCAACUUCCAUGGGAUUAUCCUAACCUCCCAGGGGGAUCAAAAUUGGCAAGAUGGAGAGGCAGCGGACUACUUCAACAGUGAUGCUCUUUUAACUCCAAAGACAAAGAUAAAAAUGCAGACUGUUGAACAGCAGAGACACAUUCUGCGGAUGCUGGAGAAGUCUUUGGCCCGAGAGUUAGAUCUUGAGAAGAAGCUUACUGAAUCUAGACAGGUUGAAGAGGAAUUAGAAGUCAGGUUGCAGCAAGAAGCUUUCUGCAUGGAGGAAGAAAUUGAAGAUGCUUGGCAAAGGUUGUUUGAGGGAGAGAAUGCUGCCGAAGUCCUCUUAGGAAUUUCAAAAGCACUACUUGAUCGACUCCAGAUGGCACAUUUUAAUCUGAACGGUACUGUUCAGAGAGAAAGCUGCUUACAAUCUAAACUUCAAGAAAUGGAGGAACAUUUAAAAGCAAAAGAGAACUUACUAGGGAAGUCUGAAAGCAGUUCUAAAGAGCUCGGGGACAAGGUUAAAACUCUUGAAAAACGGUUGGAGGACUCUGAGUUGCAGCUGUCCAAUUAUACAAAGAAAAGUCAGGAGCUAGAAUCCGAGAUCCAUGAAAUGGAAGAUACAAUCCAUACGUUGAAGGAAAAGAAUUCUGAAGCAGAGAGAAGAAUUGAUACAGCAGAAAAUGAGUGUAAUAUAUUGAAAGAAGAAAAUGUGGAACUUGACAAAGAGCUGAACCUCCUGAAAAGCAGUAGUAGUGAGAGAAUAAAUCUGCUUGAAAAGCAGCUGAGGGACUCUGAGCUUCGACUUCAGCAUGCGGUUGCAUCUGGUGAAGCUAGUCAAGAGAAGCAAAUCAUGUUGAAUUCUACAAUCAAAGACAUGGAAGAUUUGAUUGAGGAUCUAAAACUAAAGGUUUCAAAAGCAGAAAGUUUGAUGGAGGGUGCUGAAGAAAAGUGCAUUAUCUUGUCAGAAUCUAACUCAGAUCUCAAUGAAGAAUUAACUUUUGUAAGGGGUAGGUUGGUGUGUUUGGAGGCAUCGUUACGCCAAGCUGAGGAAACGAAGAAGGCAACUGCCCGAGAUAUUAACUUCCGGAGUAAAUUGAUAACAGAUCUAAUUUUGCAAUUGGCUCUUGAAAGAGAGAGACUUGAAAAGCAGAUAGCUUUGCUGAUAAUGGAAAAUAAGGCCCAGAAGAAGCUUUUUCAGCAAAAUGAUGAAGUUCCUUCGCUGUCUCCGCAAAGUGAUGGAAAAGACACCAGGGAAUCCGUGCUUGCCAAGGCUGAGUUUUCUGCUGUAACUUCUCCAAAUGAAUGCAAGGAAAAAAAAUCUAAGUUCACAUCAAUAACUAAGGAGGAGAAUGGUUCUGGAGACUUUUUGAUGAGCGAGUCAAAAGAGGAAACUACUGAUUCUUCAACCAGACUUGAUGCCUCUCGGAACAUAGAUGCAAGGCAGCUUGAUCUCAAGGUUGUCCUUAUUUCAGUUUUCUUGUUUUUGAUAGCCGUACUGGCAUCCGUUUUACUGCAGUAUCAUUGGAGCCAGCGUUUUGGUGAGUGAGUCAAAAGAGGAAAUUACUGAUUUUUGUUACUCAAUCAAGAAACCUGGCAUUAGGCACUUUUCAGAAAUCUUUAGGCGCAUCCAGUUCAUAUGAUGAAUGUAAUUUUGAAGCCCGGAAGAGAAGAGGCUGGAACUCGCUCCUCAAAACUUACGACUUUUUCCCCUCUUCUGACUAAAUAGCAGUUUCUUACACAUGCAUAGUUUUGCCCCUCAGAUUUUGUCCGCUUUACAAAUUAGCUUUCGGUAGAAUUUGGAAGUACAAACAGUGGCUCAGUCAUCCAACAGAAAACUACACAAGAAGGGAAAAAUCGCUCUAUGGAAGCGGGCUCCGUGGCCUUCACCAUCCAUGCAUGGAACUUGUGAGGUGUCUCAUGUUUUACUUUUCAAAUCAUCUGUUUGUAGGCAGAAUCUGCUAAUGCCUUCUUGGUACUGUUUUGAUACUAAGAGAUGAAGGCGAGUAGGCUCUACUUUUAAGAGUUUUAACAGUAGUCCAGGAAGCAUACACUUCUUGUACCCAUUUAAUGGCUUCUUGUUCAUUUC
Lycium ferocissimum is the source of this 2648-nucleotide messenger RNA. RefSeq names its product WPP domain-interacting tail-anchored protein 1-like. The record is from RefSeq and is a predicted model, not a curated record. NCBI's taxonomy places the organism in Eukaryota, Viridiplantae, Streptophyta, Magnoliopsida, Solanales, Solanaceae. Bases 57 to 2108 code for a protein of 683 amino acids. The transcript is spliced from 6 exons.